CGUAAAGAUGGACAGAGCAAGUAGAAUCAACAUGAUGAGUGAGAGGUUAUAGUAAAAGCAAUCAUAACCACAAUAUUAGAUUGUGUUUGCCACAUGGCAAUUUAAGCAACCAAUCACAGAAUGAAUCUUUUAUCCAUCAAGAUAAGCCCUUCAUUCUCAUUAUAUAAAAUACCACAAUCUCAUAUUUUUUAGUAUCUGCCCAUAAUAAUCACAUAAGAGUUGAAAUACUUUGCCAAACAUGGCCUCUGCUUGUGCUUCAUCCACCAUUGCUGCUGUUGCUUUUUCUUCUCCAAGUUCCAGGAGAAAUGGAUCGAUUGUAGGAGCAACAAAAGCUUCAUUCCUUGGAGGGAGAAGAUUGAGAGUAAGCAAUGUACCUGUAGCCGGAUCACCGCGUGCUGCAACUACAGUGUGUGUUGCUGCCGACCCCGACAGACCCCUCUGGUUCCCUGGCAGCGUCCCUCCUCCAUGGCUUGAUGGCAGCCUUCCCGGAGAUUUUGGUUUCGAUCCUCUUGGCCUAGGAUCUGACCCAGAGAGCUUGAGAUGGAACCAACAGGCAGAGAUUGUACACUGCAGAUGGGCAAUGUUGGGAGCUGCAGGAAUUUUCAUUCCAGAAUUCCUCACGAAACUCGGUAUCCUUAACACACCUUCAUGGUACACUGCUGGUGAACUAGAAUACUUCACGGACACAACGACUCUCUUCAUCAUUGAGUUGAUACUUAUCGGUUGGGCCGAGGGAAGAAGGUGGGCCGAUAUCAUCAAGCCUGGUUGUGUAAACACUGACCCUAUCUUCCCUAACAACAAGCUCACAGGGACAGACGUUGGUUAUCCAGGAGGCUUAUGGUUUGAUCCGUUGGGUUGGGGUUCGGGUUCACCUGAGAAGAUAAAGGAGUUGAGGACAAAGGAGAUCAAGAACGGUAGACUUGCUAUGUUAGCCGUUAUGGGCGCAUGGUUCCAACACAUUUACACUGGAACAGGUCCUAUUGACAACCUCUUUGCUCACCUUGCUGAUCCCGGUCACGCCACUAUUUUUGCUGCAUUCACUCCCAAGUGAGAAGAAGAAGCAUGAGGAUAUUUUGAUGUAAUGAAUGAUGUGUAAAAGUAACAUUUGAAGUAGAUUUGUGCAAAGAGAACUAAUGUUUCUUUCCCACAUUUGGUUUGCUCAUGUCUGUCUUCUGUCGAAAAAGACUAAGCAAUGUACAAAUACAUUUCGACAACUCGUAUCAGAUCAAGAAAAUCUAUUUAUAUAUGUUCA
Capsicum annuum is the source of this 1252-nucleotide messenger RNA. RefSeq names its product chlorophyll a-b binding protein 7, chloroplastic. The transcript is spliced from 5 exons. Gene Ontology annotation, biological process: response to light stimulus; photosynthesis, light harvesting in photosystem I. Lineage: Eukaryota; Viridiplantae; Streptophyta; Magnoliopsida; Solanales; Solanaceae. Gene Ontology annotation, cellular component: membrane. The record is from RefSeq and is a predicted model, not a curated record. The coding region runs from base 239 to 1051 and encodes 270 amino acids.